Arabidopsis thaliana (thale cress) is the source of this 2299-nucleotide messenger RNA. RefSeq names its product NAC 014 (gene NAC014). The coding region runs from base 130 to 2088 and encodes 652 amino acids. The record is from RefSeq and is marked reviewed. The transcript is spliced from 7 exons. Gene Ontology annotation, molecular function: transcription cis-regulatory region binding; DNA binding. NCBI's taxonomy places the organism in Eukaryota, Viridiplantae, Streptophyta, Magnoliopsida, Brassicales, Brassicaceae. Gene Ontology annotation, cellular component: nucleus; membrane. Gene Ontology annotation, biological process: regulation of DNA-templated transcription.
GUAAAAUAGGGAAAUGAAAGACAACUGACGUCACGUGCGAGUCAGGACAUGGAACAAUUGGCAGACCACAGUAACCAAGUGGUCAAGCUCAAGCUUUAGCUCAAAGGUCUGUCUCUUCAGGUUUUGUUUAUGAACCAAAUAAAAAACAAAACUUUACCGGAGAUGACGACGGAGCAAGCUUUGUUGUCUAUGGAAGCUUUACCUUUAGGUUUCAGAUUCAGACCAACGGAUGAAGAACUCAUCAAUCAUUACCUAAGGUUAAAAAUCAACGGCCGUGAUUUAGAGGUUAGAGUCAUCCCUGAGAUCGAUGUUUGCAAGUGGGAACCAUGGGACUUACCUGGGCUAUCGGUGAUAAAGACAGAUGAUCAAGAAUGGUUCUUUUUUUGUCCUCGUGAUCGAAAGUAUCCGAGUGGUCAUCGUUCUAAUAGAGCUACUGAUAUUGGUUACUGGAAAGCUACUGGGAAAGAUCGAACUAUUAAGUCUAAGAAGAUGAUUAUUGGUAUGAAGAAGACUCUUGUUUUCUAUCGUGGAAGAGCUCCUAGAGGAGAGCGUACUAAUUGGAUUAUGCAUGAGUAUCGUGCUACAGACAAGGAACUAGAUGGUACUGGACCUGGUCAGAAUCCGUAUGUUUUGUGUCGCUUGUUCCACAAGCCUAGUGAUAGUUGUGAUCCUGCACACUGUGAGGAAAUAGAGAAAGUUAAUUUUACUCCAACCACCACCACUAGAUGCUCUCCUGAUGACACAUCUUCUGAAAUGGUCCAAGAAACAGCUACAUCUGGUGUACAUGCUCUAGAUAGAUCAGAUGACACUGAGAGGUGUUUAAGUGACAAGGGCAAUAAUGAUGUGAAACCUGAUGUUUCAGUGAUAAACAAUACUUCUGUCAAUCACGCUGAAACUUCUCGUGCCAAAGACCGUAAUUUGGGCAAGACGUUAGUAGAGGAAAAUCCACUUCUAAGGGACGUUCCAACUCUUCAUGGACCCAUCUUGAGUGAGAAAUCAUAUUAUCCAGGACAGUCAAGCAUCGGUUUUGCUACAUCUCACAUGGAUUCUAUGUAUUCUAGUGAUUUUGGAAACUGUGAUUAUGGGCUACAUUUUCAAGAUGGUGCCUCUGAACAAGAUGCAUCUUUAACAGAUGUCUUGGAUGAAGUAUUCCAUAACCAUAAUGAAUCCUCUAAUGACAGGAAAGACUUUGUACUUCCGAAUAUGAUGCAUUGGCCUGGUAAUACAAGACUGUUGUCUACUGAGUACCCAUUUCUCAAAGAUUCUGUUGCUUUUGUUGACGGCAGUGCUGAAGUUUCCGGCUCACAGCAAUUUGUUCCUGACAUUUUAGCUUCUAGAUGGGUCAGUGAACAGAACGUUGAUAGCAAGGAGGCAGUAGAGAUUCUAUCUUCAACCGGGUCCUCUCGGACCUUGACGCCACUUCAUAACAACGUUUUUGGGCAAUAUGCUUCAUCGUCUUACGCAGCUAUCGAUCCAUUUAACUAUAAUGUCAAUCAGCCUGAACAGUCAUCCUUUGAGCAAAGCCAUGUUGACCGCAACAUUAGUCCCAGUAACAUUUUUGAGUUCAAGGCUAGGUCUCGAGAGAAUCAGAGAGAUCUGGACUCUGUUGUGGACCAAGGCACUGCUCCUAGAAGAAUUCGGCUGCAGAUCGAACAGCCAUUGACGCCAGUUACCAACAAGAAAGAGAGAGAUGCGGACAACUAUGAAGAAGAAGAUGAAGUACAAUCUGCCAUGUCCAAGGUCGUAGAGGAAGAACCGGCUAAUUUAAGUGCUCAGGGGACUGCUCAGAGGAGAAUCCGCCUGCAGACGAGAUUGAGGAAGCCUCUCAUAACCCUAAACAAUACAAAAAGAAACUCAAAUGGCAGAGAAGGAGAAGCAAGCCAUAGGAAGUGUGAAAUGCAGGAAAAAGAAGAUAUAUCAUCAUCAUCAUCAUGGCAGAAACAGAAGAAGAGCUUGGUGCAGUUUAGUAGUGUGGUGAUAAUAGUGGCGGUGAUAGUUGUUUUAGUAGAAAUAUGGAAAGAGUCAAGAGAUGCGAAAUGUAGCUUCUUGUUUCAUCAAUUAGAUUCCUUCAAAGGCAUGUUUACUUGAUGAUAUAUUGUGCCAUUCUCCAUGUUUUUCGUUUGUAUAAUCAAUCGCGUUUUAGUCUGUAUUUUUUCUCUUGUAGUGUUGAGUAAUGAAGCCAAAUUCUCUAGAAUCAUUAACAAGUAGCUUUCUUUUCCAUUUUUUGCAGUUCUAAGUUCAAACUACUUCUACGUGUGUGACCGAACCAAAUAAAAUUUUAUAUUUAGUUAUUAUAAAA